Molecule: messenger RNA, 1840 nt
Organism: Galdieria sulphuraria
Lineage: Eukaryota; Rhodophyta; Bangiophyceae; Galdieriales; Galdieriaceae
Product: MFS transporter, SP family, sugar:H+ symporter
Exons: 2
Coding region: 70-1740 (556 amino acids)
Biological process (GO): transmembrane transport
Cellular component (GO): membrane
Molecular function (GO): myo-inositol:proton symporter activity
Source: RefSeq, a predicted model, not a curated record
CGGAUUGUGAUCGUUUGUGAACAUUUCUUUCAAGUGGAAUCAUCAAAAGGUGAGUUGGGUUGAUUGAUAAUGGAUCGCCAAGUGAUUUCAGACCGUGACAACAGAGAAACUAGAGUGAUUCUCGCAGAAGACAUUGAAACAAGUAAAGAGAGCAAGCAAGACCAUGUGAAAGAAUGGGGUGACCCUUUUGAGCAAAUAGAACUAGAAGAAGCCAAUGAAGACAGAGCAUAUCAAUUGUCCAGAGACAAAAGUGCUUUGGAAAGUCUAGGCCCCCCUCCCCAAGUUCGACUAUAUGGAUUUCAGGCUACUCCUAAAGCUAUAUUGAUUGUAUUGACUGCAGUGGCAACUUUGAGUGCCUUUUUAUUGGGUCUGGACCUGACUACCAUCAAUGGAGCUCAACUAUAUUUGGACCCUUAUAUGCGUUUGAAUACUGCAGAAAAAUCCCUUGUUCCUUCAGGAAUAGCUCUAGGUGCCAUGUUUGGUGGUGCUGUGGCCUUACCAUUCAAUGUUUAUCUGGGAAGGAAACCCACCAUUCUGGUAUCUUCAUUUCUAUACUUUUGUGGUGCUUUGAUUCAGUCACUAUCUUACAACUUUCCAGCACUCAUGUGUGGACGAAUAAUAGUUGGGUUGGGAGCAGGAUGUGGUAAUGCAACCGUUCCUAUGUACAUUGCAGAAUGUUCUCCAAAGCGUCAACGAGGACUUUUGGUUGCCAUUUUCCAACUUUCUUUAUUUCUUGGUCAAUGCUUGGGAUAUAUCUUGGCUGCAGCGUUUGCCUCAGCUUCAGCCAAUUGGCGUCUCAUGUUGGGUUCUGGUAUAGUACCUGCGUUGUUACAGUUUAUUCUCAUGAUAGCUUUACCUGAAAGUCCUCGUUGGAAUCUGAUGAAGAGUCGUCCCAAAGCGUCUUUUCAUUCUUGGUAUUGUAUUCAAGGAUUUGAAGAGGAUUCUCGCUAUGAAUUUUUCAAGAUGAUACAAGAUGUAAAAGACGAAUUGAAAUUUUCACAAAAUAAGAAUUUGGUCAUCGAGUUUAUUCAUGAAGCUCCUAUUCGAAGGAUCUGUGUAGUUGGUUGUGCUAUGAUGUUUAUCCAACAGUUUUCAGGGGCCAAUGCCAUUGGAUAUUAUAUAGGAACUGUGUUUGAAAGCAUUGGGCUUUCUAAAACCAAUGCCAUUUAUGUGAGUUUGGUAGCUGGAGUUGCCAAUGCAGUAUUUUGUAUCCCUGGUCUUUAUUGGAUUGAUCGAGUGGGUAGAAGAAAGCUUAAUCUUUGCACUCUUCCGGGUUUAUCUCUAUCAUUAUUGAUGACUGGCUUAGGUUUCAUUAGCACAAAUCAUCGGACCAAUCUUAUUAUCACAAUCAUUGGAGUUGUCUUUUAUUAUCUUUUUUAUGCCAAUGGAGUGGGCCUAACUCCUUGGGUAGUUGCUACAGAAGUUGGUCCUCUUUAUCUUCGCAAUUCCUAUAUGUGUUUGUUAACUUUCUGCAGUUAUUUGGGAAACUUUGGUAUUAGUUAUACUUUCAACUAUUUGACACAAGGUAUAGGUACAAGUGGUACAUUUGGUUUAUAUGCCGGUUUUGCAUUGGCAGACUUUGUGUUUAUUCUUCUCUUUAUUCCAGAAACCAAACAGAAGAGUUUGGAAGAACUGAAGAUGUUGUUUGAAAUACCAACACGAAUUCGUGUAGUUCGAGAUGUUGGAGGAACUUGGAAUGCAUGGAAGCGUGCGAUGAAAAGAAUGGUAAAGAUGUCAUAAAAAAAGAAUAUUUUUUAUAUCCAUAUUCUAUUCCCUAUACAACAAGGAUUCACCGAGAGAAUAUUUCCUCCAACACAACCAUAAAGCAAAGAUAGCCUAU